Cetraspora pellucida is the source of this 246-nucleotide messenger RNA. The record is from the annotation of a GenBank genome assembly. NCBI's taxonomy places the organism in Eukaryota, Fungi, Glomeromycota, Glomeromycetes, Diversisporales, Gigasporaceae.
AUGAUCUCAAAAGUUCAGACAGUAAAGAAUAAUAAAUCUAAUAUGAAUUACAAUUCUAAAGAUAAUUCUGUAACCUUUCAAUAUAAUGUUUGUCUUGAAGGCCUGAGCACAAGAGAUGCUUGGUGGAAUAUGAACAGUAAUGAUGAGUAUUUACAAGAGAAAGAUGAAAAUCUCUUUGACUUUGCCAGUAAUAAGCAAAAACUAAACCAUGAAUUUUUCUUUAAUAAAGUUGAAGAACUUACUUAG